Messenger RNA from Colletotrichum scovillei, 1557 nucleotides. Its product is annotated as F-box domain protein. Lineage: Eukaryota; Fungi; Ascomycota; Sordariomycetes; Glomerellales; Glomerellaceae. The transcript has a single exon. The record is from RefSeq and is a predicted model, not a curated record. Bases 1 to 1557 code for a protein of 518 amino acids.
AUGGGGACCAAGACUGGUCUCGCCAACCUGCCCACCGAGCUCGUCCACCAGAUCCUCGAAUCUAUCGCCGUCCCAGUCCGCGCCCGACGAAAUGAAGAAGGACCACAGCUCAGCCCCUCGCGCGAGAGCCGCCGAGCACUGAAGAACAUCUCGCAGACCUGCCGAGUAAUCCGAGAACUCGCGACGCCCCUGCUGUCCAAGCACCUCUGCUUCUUCAUGCACCCAUCUUCCGACUUCGAGCUGUAUGCCCUGCUCCAGUGGUGGUCCAGCCGUCCGGGACAGGCGUUGGCGGUGCAGUCUCUCUAUAUCGGUGCCAAAGAAGAAGGAGCGUCAAGUCGGCCCCAGAACGAGGAUGGGCUGGCCUUCACGGCGUCGGAAAUGGCGUUUCUGCAAGCCGCCGCGGAGCAAUCCGGACUGCAAGUGACGGAAGAUUGGCUGCAGCCGGGCAUCCAGCGGACCCGUGUCUUGGCGAUGAUGGUCCUUCUACAGGUGCGCAACAUCAAGACCUUGGAGCUAUCCAUCAAUAUCAAAGGGUUCUUAAGAUGUCUCCCCGCUGGGAGCGUCGGAUUUCCGACACACUACGAUGCGCUUACGGACAUUCGGCUCGGCAAGAACACACUUGGAACGUUUGAUACUACGGAUGAAGAUGACCCACACUCCGGCAGCAGCGACGCGAGACGUCUGCUAGAAUCAGCACCGCAGCGCGAGACAGUCCAUCUUGAUUUCUUCGCAGGCAACCAUCGAGAGUGGUCCGCCAUAGAUUGGUCCAGCGUCAGGAACCUGCACUUGCGGCGGCUAGAGAGCGAUGACGUCCGUGUGACGGAUCUGGCGACGUUUUCCCAUAUUGUACAUGCCUGUCGAGGCCUACGGGAGUUGUCGAUUUGCCUCGAUGGCGUAGAACGGAUCGAUGGACAACGUGGAGAGCUCAUGCGACACAUAGCGGCGCAUAAGAAGACUCUCCGGGAACUAGACGUCGCCUGGGACUUAUUAGACGAACGCGAGGAAUGGGCUGCAGUGGCGAUGAUGCAACGUUGCCAGAACCUCGAGCUGCUCAAGUUACCUCAAUCACUCGCUCCAUGGGGAAUCAUUGAAAGGCUGCCCCCAAAUACACGCUGGCUGUAUGUUCCCACGGACUACUCACUUCAAAGAGACGGACAACAUGGCCACUUCGAGUGGCUCAACAACUUUAGCUGUUUGGACGGUCCACUCUAUGAAAGAGUGUUUGAAGAUGGGAGCCUCCCAAACCUCGAAGGGGUGGUUAUUCCGGCCUUCGUAUGUCCACACGGUCAGCAGUGUCUGUCUGCGCUGAAAAACGAGCUCAGCAAAGGCUUCGUGCAGAAAUUCCCGACCCCUUCGUCUCUAGAAACAGAUGUUGCUAUCGUGGAGUGUAAGGUAUCGAGAAAUGUUCGGGAAGGACUCUUCAUGCUCCUCGAAUCAGGGCUACCCUGUGGCGUGGAAUUCGACGACCUCCGUUGCAAAGUGGAGAUGCAGCCGGGCCACGCACCUAGCCCGGUUGCUUCUGAGCUGCAGGUGAAGCUCAUUCCCUCUGUUAUUUAG